AUGCACGAGCUCACCCCGGAGCUGGUGGCAUGCUCAGACGCAUCGGGGAGGGCUGGAGGCGGCGGAUCGACGUGGGGUAGUGGCGAACAGCGCCGGAAAAGACCGAAGCACGUGUCGACGAUGCAGCUCCAUGGCUCCGAUCCAGCACGUGCAGGUGACGAGGACGAGGCAGCGGUGCUCCCGGAGACGUCGGCGAGGCAAGUGGGGCUCGGUGGCAACGCGGGCAGCAAGGCGACGGAGACGACAGAGGCGGCCAUGGCGGGUGAAGAAGCAGCGAAGCGAGGGGAGGGGGAAAAGAUCCUGGCCUUGUCCAGGGCAUCGAUGCUGGCGAUCUUAUCCCCUCCAGAAAAGGGGCGUGGGGCCCAUAGGCCAGUGGCCCAGGGGGCCACGCAGUUAACGGGCGAAGGGGGUUAUCGGGCGCGGGUGUGCGCCCGCACGGCGAGGCGAGCUGGGCGCGCGGGCACCGGCGGCCAGGGGCGACAGAGGACGUGGGCCGGCAAGGGCGACCACGGCCAAAGGCAGGCGGGCGCGCGUGGGCCGGAGCGGGGCUGUCCGCAGCGAGGUCGCAGCGGCGCAAGGGGGGUGGCGACGGGGGCCGGAGAUAUGGGAGCGAGGCAGGGGCGGCGCGGGAAGGAGCCGUGGGUACGGCAGCUGGGGGAGCAGCAACAACUGCAGCAGAGAGCAAGGGGGGAGCCGGCGCGGGCGGCGAGCAGGUGGAGGAGCGGCGCGGGGCGGCUGCGGCGUAGGGGCGCGAGGCCAUGGGCGCCAAGGUGGGCGGGAACGGCGGCCAGCGAGGGGGCCGCGGGCGAGCAGUGGGCACAGCCAACGGGUGGCGGCCAGCGCCGGGCGUGGCAGGGAGCAGCACGGGGCGGGCAGGCGCGGCCAAACGAGGCCCAAGGCGAGGCAGGUCGCCCGGGCGACGCGAGCUUUGGCCAUGGCGUCCGAUGCGCGAUGCCGGGUUGUACGGCGGUGGAUCGACGUUGGGAGGAAGGGGAACGGGACGAGAUGGUCAUCUUGAGUUUGAUGGCGAGGUUGGGAAGGCCGGAGGUGGACCGGAGCGACGGGUGCGGCGACGACUGA
Aegilops tauschii subsp. strangulata is the source of this 1080-nucleotide messenger RNA. The record is from RefSeq and is a predicted model, not a curated record. Lineage: Eukaryota; Viridiplantae; Streptophyta; Magnoliopsida; Poales; Poaceae.